Molecule: messenger RNA, 1489 nt
Organism: Blepharisma stoltei
Lineage: Eukaryota; Ciliophora; Heterotrichea; Heterotrichida; Blepharismidae
Source: the annotation of a GenBank genome assembly
AUGGAUGAGAUUAUUGAAAAGCUAAGGAGACCAGAACCAAAAAUUCCUCCGCCUUCAGUUGAGCCCAUGACUGCAAGAAUAUCUAGAGGGAAUCUUAAUCUAAAAAUUACAGAUGUUGAAAACCGUAUUGGUUACGCAGUUACCAAGGACCUAAAGGGUUCAUCACUUGUGACGCCCAUGCCACAGCUUGCUCGAAGAAAGAUGGCUCCUGGCAGAUGUUUAAAUACCAUCUCUUUCUCUCUAGAAACUGCUUAAGUUAUCAAUGCAGCUAAGUGAACACAAGAGAGGUUCAUCUCCUCCUUGCAUUGUAAUAGCUCCAGUCUUGAGCAUUAAUUUCUAUCGCCCUUCAUCGGGCGAAUUGGAAAAGUAGAUCGAUACAGGAAAAAACCCUAAUCUAGCGGGUGCUGGAUGCCUGCUCUCAAGCUACAGGAAAAAGGCUUCAUUCCUAAGCCCAGAGACAAACCCUGGGUAUUUGCAUAAAUUUCACCUUAUAGUCUAAAGGACAUUGCCAAGUUACUUCUUUUCGCCUACAGGAACUAAAUCAAAUAGCUAUCCGACAUACAUAGGCACAUAUCUAGCCUUAAUCUUGAUUGAUUUCUUGCCCAGUUCGCCUUGACAAUAAGUUUGAGAAAUUUGCAUCAAGAGCUCGGGUGCGCUUAGAUCUCCAUUUUAUGUGUAUUUAUCAAGAGGGGAUCAAGCUGCAGAAAAGCCUAUUACUCCGCCACCAUUGGAUUACUUUUCACCUCACUUAUCAACCAGAUUUAACUCAACCAUUCCUGAAUGAAUUCAUCCAGCCCAUGACUGUGCUGCUUCAUUAGAAGCAGAUGCUUUUGGGAAACUCAGGGCAAGAGCACAAAUGAGCCAGAACAGCUUAGAAAAUCCUUUAGUUCAAGAUGAUUUCAAUGGAUUGAAACAAGCAUAUGACUAUGCCAGAACUGCAACCCCUGAAAAUUCAUGAGAAUAUACAUUGAGCAAACAGUCAAAACUUGAAUUAUAUGAAGCAAUAACACUACAUAAAAAUCCAACGCGUUUAAGAGAGAUUUUAAAGCGAAAAUUACCUCUAAAUCAGCCAUUAAAUAAUGAUGAUGGGUUUUGCGCAUUGCACUACGCAGCAGAAGAAGGAAAUCUAGAGAUCGUUGAAAUUUUGCUUAAAAAUAGAGCAAGCCCUAAUACACAAAGUUACAGAGGACUUACGCCUAUAAUUAUAGCUGCAAGCAAGGGAAAUAUUUCGUGCUUGGAAGCAAUGAUUAUAUAUGAAGGAAACUUGCAGGCAAAAGAUACUUGGUAUAGGAGAAACUGCUUGCAUUGAGCAGUAGUAAUGGAUCAGCUAGAAACUGUAAGAUAUUUAGUUGAAAGGUAUAAAAUGGCGAUAGGAGAGCCUGAUAUUGAAGGCAAAGAUGCUAAAGAUUUAGCAGAUAGUUAUUAUAGGAGAGACAUAAGAAUCUAUCUUGAAAAUCAUAUAAAGCAAAAAGCAGACCUCUUACUUUAA